GCUCUCCGCAGUCCCGCGCUUCUCCGCACAGCAGCCCCGCAUCUCGGCUCAGCACCCGUCAGCUGUCGAGAUGGGGGAAUCAAAUGAAGACAUAGACCAGAUGUUCAGCACUUUGCUGGGGGAGAUGGAUCUCUUGACCCAGAGUCUAGGAGUGGACACACUUCCUCCUCCAGAGCCCAAGCCACCCCGAGAAGAGUUUAACUACAGUGUGGGCUUUAAGGAUUUGAAUGAGUCCUUAAAUGCACUGGAUAACCAAGAUUUAGAUGCCCUCAUGGCAGAUCUGGUAGCAGAUAUCAGUGAAGCUGAGCAGAGAACCAUCCAGGCUCAGAAAGAAUCCUCUCAGAAUCAACAUCCCUCAGCACUUCCGGAGGCAUCAGAGGGCCGGGGUGCGGUCUCACUUGGUUAUGGAGCAAGUGCUGCUGCAGUUGGUGUUAGCCACUAUGAGGAGGCUUUGCCACCUCCGCCACCAGAUCCCAUGUUAGACCUUCCGCCUCCUCCACCCCCUCCUGAACCUCUCUCUAAAGAAGAAGAAGAAGCUCAAGCAAAGGCUGAUAAAAUUAAAUUAGCACUGGCAAAGCUGAAGGAAGCCAAGGUUAAGAAGCUUGUGGUUAAGGUGCACAUGAAUGACAACAGCACCAAGUCACUGAUGGUGGAUGAGCGACAGUUGGCUCGGGAUGUCCUGGACAACCUCUUUGAAAAAACCCACUGUGACUGCAAUGUGGACUGGUGUCUUUAUGAAAUAUAUCCUGAAUUGCAAAUUGAGAGAAUUUUUGAAGACCAUGAAAAUGUUGUUGAAGUCUUAUCAGACUGGACAAGAGACACAGAAAACAAAGUACUGUUUUUAGAGAAAGAGGAAAAGUAUGCUGUGUUUAAAAAUCCUCAGAAUUUCUACUUGGAUAAUAAGGGGAAAAAAGAAAACAAGGAAACCACUGAGAGAAUGAACGCUCAGAACAAAGAGUCCUUACUUGAGGAAAGUUUCUGUGGCACAUCCAUCAUCGUACCAGAACUUGAAGGAGCUCUUUAUUUGAAAGAAGAUGGAAAGAAAUCCUGGAAACGGCGCUACUUUCUUCUGAGAGCUUCUGGAAUUUAUUACGUUCCCAAAGGAAAGACAAAGACAUCCCGAGAUUUGGCGUGUUUUAUACAGUUUGCAAAUGUUAACAUCUACUAUGGGGUUCAGUGUAAAAUGAAAUACAAAGCACCCACAGACCACUGCUUUGUUUUAAAGCACCCUCAAAUUCAGAAGGAAUCUCAGUACAUCAAGUAUCUCUGCUGUGAUGAUGCAAGAACGCUCGCACAGUGGAUUAUGGGAAUAAGGAUUGCCAAGUAUGGAAAGACCCUCUAUGACAACUAUCAGCGGGCUGUGGCAAGAGCUGGCCUCGCCUCUCGGUGGACGAACCUGGGGACUGUCAGUACAGCAACACCAGCUCAGCAGCCUUCCACAGGACUUAAAACAGGCAGCAGCCAGCCCAAUGGCCAGAUGCCCACGGCUGCACCUUCAGUGGGUGUGAUUCUCCAAGAGGCCCAGAUACAAGUUGAAACAACUAAGGAUGACACGCGAAGAUUGGGUAACCACUACCCAGGAGCUGCCAGGGAGAACCAUCACCCUAAAUCCAGCCUGCCACCGCCCCAGCCUCCACUAAGACGAUCUUCUGACACCUGUGGCAGCCCCGCCUUGCCACCCAAGGCCAAGGGCCCAGGCAGCUGCACUUUUCCCGCCCACCCAGAGGACCCUCCUGCCGCCACCCCCCCCCCCACCCGCCCGAGGAGGACUGUGACAGCGAGCUACCCCCACCCACCGCCGGGUUUGCUGGAGGAGCCACCUGACUUCCUGCCACCGCCCCCACCCCCACCCCCUGCAGCUGUUGAAGGCUCCGCAUUACCACCCCCGCCCCCACCCCCACCCGGUCUCUCCCAGGAGAAGACCAAGUCAUGUCCAAUGCCCCCCAAAAGGCCCCCAGUGCCCCCCAAGAGGCAAGAGAACCAAGGACUCCCCGGUGCACCAAAGAGCAGCGAGCAAGAUUUCAUGUCAGACCUCAUGAAAGCGUUGCAAAAGAAAAGAGGCAAUGUCUCUUAGGGACAUCUCUAACAGAUGAUUUCUAAUUAGAUCCAUGUUUGAGUACUCUAUUGUUGUGGCAUCUUGUUCAUUUUAGUAAAAUGUUUUCUGACCAGAAAUGACGUAAAACUCUUCACUGCUGUGCACACUGUGUUCAUACCUAUAAGCUAGCAGAAUUCAAGGUUUCUAACUACAUACGUCUAUGCAUACACACAUGCACAUCCUGUGUGUUUUC
Messenger RNA from Acomys russatus (golden spiny mouse), 2288 nucleotides. RefSeq names its product amyloid beta precursor protein binding family B member 1 interacting protein (gene Apbb1ip). The record is from RefSeq and is a predicted model, not a curated record. Gene Ontology annotation, biological process: signal transduction. The transcript has 14 exons. The coding region runs from base 71 to 2074 and encodes 667 amino acids. Lineage: Eukaryota; Metazoa; Chordata; Mammalia; Rodentia; Muridae. Gene Ontology annotation, cellular component: cytosol; plasma membrane.